Molecule: messenger RNA, 302 nt
Organism: Symbiodinium necroappetens
Lineage: Eukaryota; Dinophyceae; Suessiales; Symbiodiniaceae
Source: the annotation of a GenBank genome assembly
GUGAUGGCACGGUUUCCGAAGAGAGGCUCCAGGAGCUGCUCGCCCACCCAGAGGUCGCGGCUUACUUCAACGUCCUCGACCUUGAUGUGCAGGAAACUUCCGUGUUCUUCCACAUCAUUGAUAAUGGUGAUGGUGAGGUGACUCUGGACGAGUUCAUUGAUGGCAUCCUCCGCUGCAAAGGUAAUGCCCGGGCAGUGGAUUCAAUGGCGAUUCGAGCAGAUCUGAAGAAGCUGACGACCAAGGUGAACAAGAUCCAGAGGGCGCUGAAGCAGCGCAGCAGUCAAUCUGAGGCUGUCUUUUGA